CGCAGCAUGGAUCCAUUGGAAGAUUUUCUCAUUGGCUUUAAUAUAUUAAUUAUGAAUGAAAUUAAUGAGAAUCUUUUACCUUUAGCUGUAAUUCGUGAUUUAUUUGUGGAAGACAAUGAGAACGACGAUGAAAUAGAGAAUAUUGCUAUUAAUGCAGUUAUUGAAAUGGCUGAAGGUAUCAUUCAAAGAAGACGUAGAACAUGUAUAACUAAUUAUAUUGAACAAAUAGUGCCAAUGUAUACCGAUGAAGAAUUUAUUAUGCAUUAUCGUUUAAAAAGAAUGCUUUUCAGAAGCAUGGUGGACAGAUUUAGUUAUUGGGCACAUUUUAGAAAUCUAGGAGAUGGACUCACAUUGUCAUCCAUUGGCCUUAGCUAUACAGAAAGGUAUAAAAGAAAGGUAAUUUGGUUAAUACAUAUGUUCAUCAAACAACAUUCAUCUGAUCAAAAAGAAAAAUCAAUAUGUUCAUAUUUAAUUUUAUUGAUUCAACUUUAGGUUUUGUACUACAUUCGAAAAAGAAGAAUUGAUAAUUGCCAGCUGUUUGCAUCCCAAAUUGAGUUGGUUAGCUGAAGAUAAGUGAAAACUUGCGCAAACGUAUUUAGAAGAUUUAUAAGGAAUUCCUUCAAUUAAAAAUUUUUUGAUAUCUGAUAAGCACAAUAAUAACGAUGACUUUUUUAAUUUUAAAUAGCAAACAUCAAAUGAGAAAUCUGCCUAUGAUGAAUGGCAAUGAUUUUUAAAGUCAACAGGCACUAAUGUCCAAAUAUUAAAUUCAUAUCCACUAAUUAAGAAACUUU
Messenger RNA from Harpegnathos saltator (Jerdon's jumping ant), 791 nucleotides. RefSeq lists its product as uncharacterized. Lineage: Eukaryota; Metazoa; Arthropoda; Insecta; Hymenoptera; Formicidae. The transcript has 3 exons. The coding region runs from base 7 to 492 and encodes 161 amino acids. The record is from RefSeq and is a predicted model, not a curated record.